This is a messenger RNA of Lecanosticta acicola, 1596 nucleotides long. NCBI's taxonomy places the organism in Eukaryota, Fungi, Ascomycota, Dothideomycetes, Mycosphaerellales, Mycosphaerellaceae. The record is from the annotation of a GenBank genome assembly.
AUGAGUCCAUAUCUCACCUCAAAUCCCAACGACAAGGCCGAGGUGUCUUCAUCCAGCACGAAGGCUGUCUUCCCUCACAUCGAUGCCGACCCUGCUUUGCUGCCGUCCUCUGUGGAUCCUUUCACCAUCACGACUUCCACCGGCUUUCUACCUCUGCAGACACCUCAAGUCGAUCUGCCAGAUGUAUUCAAACCUCUCAACCAGCUCGCAGAGCAAAUGCCAAUUGUCAAGGAAGACGGACAGCCAGGCCUGCUGGCUACCUACCAGCUCGGCCCUACCAUCGACGAACUGAAAGCUCUUCCUGAUCUGACAUCUGAGAUCGACAAUCUCAUCGCUGCAGAUGGGAAGCCUGACCUUGUCGCUGUCACGGCUGCAUUCCGCGACUACUCGUUCUUGACAUCGGCCUACUUACUCGAGCCAUGUUGGGAACGCUGGAAUAAGGGCUUGGAAGGUUACGGCUUGGGACGUGCGAAGCUUCCGGCCUGCCUAGCUGGACCUUUGGUCAAGACAGCGAAGCUGUAAGACACAGAGCUCUAUAUCACACGAUGACAAGCUGACGUAUCUCUCAGUCUUGACAUCCCGCCUUUCAUGUCCUACGCUGCAGCCUACUCGCUCUUCAACUACCGUUUCGCAGAGCCUAACGUUGGCUUCUCGGAGUACUACAACUUGCGACUCGUACGUGCGUUUGAGCGUGGCCUUGACCCGUACUCGUCAGAAGCUGGCUUCAUUCUUACCCAUGUGGACAUUGUGCGGCACACUGGUGGUCUCAUUCAAGGAGCUGUUCAGACUCUUGACACAGUCGCAGCCGACAGUGGCAGCAACGCAGUUGCUGGAUCCUUUGAACUCCUCCUGGAGACCAUGCAGGCGAUCGAAGCGUCCAUGGAGAAGAUGUGGGCGCAUUCUAAGCCGAAAGAGUAUAUCAGCUAUCGCACGUUCAUCUUCGGAAUCACCAAUCAGUCCAUGUUCCCGAAUGGCGUUGUCUACGAAGGCAUCAAUGACAACAAGCCGCUCUACUUCCGUGGAGAAUCGGGUGCCAACGACUCGAUCAUUCCACUGCUUGGUCAGUACCUCUCUCUACCAUGAAGCUUGUCUUUUGCUAACAAUGAUAAAGACCACUUGCUACAGAUCCCAAUGCCACAGAAUCCACUCACCGAAAUUCUCAAAGAUUUCCGCGGAUACCGCCCAAAACCUCACCGAGACUUCCUGACGUAUGUGCGCACCCGUGCUGAGGAGGUUGGCGUGAAGCAGUACUGCCUCAAAUCGCUCCAGACCAAAGUUCUCUACCUCCGUCUGCUCGAGCACGUUCGCAGCUUCCGUUGGCGACACUGGCUCUUCGCACGCGAGUACAUUAUCAAGCGCAGCAGCCAUCCCACAGCUACAGGCGGCAGUCCCAUUGUUACAUGGCUGCCGAACCAGCUGUUUGCUGUCAUGGAGCUGAUGAGAGAGGUCUGGGAGAGCAUCGCUGUUGAGGAACGGAAUGCGCAGGGUAAGACGGUCAAUGAGAUGAUGGAAAACGUGUAUGAUUCGUAUGAUAAGCUGCGCACGGAGGUCGACCGAUGGUGCUCGGAGAGGAGCGAGGCGAGUUGGAAGGCGUAA